Molecule: messenger RNA, 1430 nt
Organism: Centropristis striata (black sea bass)
Lineage: Eukaryota; Metazoa; Chordata; Actinopteri; Perciformes; Serranidae
Gene: trpt1
Product: tRNA phosphotransferase 1
Exons: 8
Coding region: 408-1088 (226 amino acids)
Biological process (GO): tRNA splicing, via endonucleolytic cleavage and ligation
Molecular function (GO): tRNA 2'-phosphotransferase activity
Source: RefSeq, a predicted model, not a curated record
UGUCCCAAAAGGUGAAAUUUCCAACAGGAAAAACAGCCAGGUCCAGCUCAACUAUGCUAACAGCAGUUAGCCAACUUAGCUCAGCCUGUGUGUACAAUCCCAACAGCGGAGCUAACCGCUGUUGACUUUGUUUGGGUGUGCCGGUAUGAGUUGUGCUGGUUUGAGUGAUGUUUUCUUCCAGGACAAAAAAAAAAUGCAACUCUUCUUCUGUGGUGCCGGGCUGACCCGCCACCUGCAGGCGAGUGACGAUAAUAAACAGGAAGUGGACAGCCGCGCGUUUGUUUACAGGAGUUUAAUGACAACAAGUGCGAUCAUGUGUGACAUGACGUUGAAUUAAAAUUAGCACAAUCUGUGAAAGAAAAUCUAACAGCUUCGAAUCAUACCUGAAUUACUGAGCCUACAUUUAAAUGGACAGUGGCAGAGGAGGAAGAGGAGGGAGAGGAAGGAGAGGAAAACGUGGGGGAGAGGACAGAGAUGUCCGCCUGUCUAAAUCUAUGUCUUAUGCUCUUCGGCAUGGAGCCAACCAGAUGGGUCUUCAACUUGGUACAGAUGGCUUCAUAUUUGUGGAGGAACUCCUGGCUCACGCUCAGUUCCGCUCGUACUCAUUGGAGGACGUUGAAAGAGUUGUGGCCACAAAUGACAAGCAGCGCUUUAAGCUUCGCUCCCACCCUGAGGACGGCCGCCUGCAGAUCCGAGCCAGUCAGGGCCACUCAGUUCAGGUUGCAGAUUUGGAGCUGAAACCGGUUCUGGCUGGUUCCCCGUACUGCCCUGCAGAGGCUGUUCACGGCUCUUACCUCCGCAACUGGAGCUCCAUCCAGCAGCAGGGCCUGAGCCGCAUGAGGAGGACGCACAUCCACUUAGCACCAGGCCUGCCAGGGGAGGAAGGCGUCGUCAGCGGCAUGAGGAAAGACUGUGAUCUAGCUGUGUAUAUUGAUGUCCCCAGAGCUCUAGCUGACGGUAUUGAAUUCUUCUGGUCAGACAACGGUGUGCUGCUGACUGCAGGCGAUGCAGAGGGAAGACUUCUCCCUAAAUACUUCAGCCGAGCCUUAAGACUGAGACCCACGAGGAGCAUCCUACCACUGCAGUAGCAUCAGAGGAUACCGUCCUGUUGUUGGUCACAGCAGGACUCGUCUGGUUGAUGCAUAUCCCAGUUGCUGAUGAUUUUUGGUCAUCAAUAGGAGAAUCCAUUCAAAAAUCAUUAUGAAUGGGACUAAAUUGGUAAACUUUAAAAUGUCUGUGUCUUUAUUACAAGAAGACAGAUUAAUCAGAAGAGGAAGGACUGACAGCAAGUAGCUCAACAGUUGGGCUGUGAUCACCCCCUGGAGGAUAUUUUGAGUUAUUCCUGACCACCACAGAGUCAGAGGCUCAAUGGCUCCAGCAUCACACCUAUAAACUGUGCCACACAUUGGAUCUACAUGAAGAAACUCACA